This is a messenger RNA of Calypte anna (Anna's hummingbird), 2994 nucleotides long. RefSeq names its product solute carrier family 31 member 1 (gene SLC31A1). The transcript is spliced from 5 exons. Bases 334 to 888 code for a protein of 184 amino acids. Gene Ontology annotation, molecular function: copper ion transmembrane transporter activity. Gene Ontology annotation, biological process: copper ion transmembrane transport. Gene Ontology annotation, cellular component: membrane. The record is from RefSeq and is a predicted model, not a curated record. Lineage: Eukaryota; Metazoa; Chordata; Aves; Apodiformes; Trochilidae.
GGCCCCCGGGAGCGGGUUUGGUCCCAAGGUGACAGCGGGGUCCCUGCGCAUCCCCCCGCUCCCUGCCCCCCGGUUCUGCCCCCAACCCUCGGGGACGCUCCAGGGGACUUGUUUGGCUUUGCCGGCCGCGGGUUUCAUCGCCCUGCCCGGUGGUCACCCCGCAGAUCCGGGUGCGGGGGGAAGGCGAGGGCCGUGCGGGCGCGGAGCUGCUCCGGCUUUGGUUCUCAUCCCUGACCCAGGGGUCACUCAGCACUUCCUUGGCUUUAACAACACCCGAGCCAGCCCUCGGGUCCCACUUUUCUCUGUGCCUUUUGGAAUAGCUCUGCAGUGAAGAUGUCUCACAAUCACAUGAACAGCUCCACGCUGCUGCCCACCCACCCUCCUGAGCAUCAGCACACAACAGCAGCCCCAGGACAUGACCAUGGAUCUGACAUGAUGAUGAUGGCAAUGACUUUCCACUUCAGCUAUCAGAAUGUGCCAUUGCUGUUUUCUGGACUUACAAUCAAUACUCCUGGAGAAAUGGCUGGUGCUUUUGUGGCUGUCUUCUUCCUGGCCAUGUUUUAUGAAGGCCUUAAGAUUGCCCGGGAGUGUCUGCUCAGGAAAUCCCAGGUCAGCAUCCGCUACAACUCCAUGCCAGUGCCAGGCCCCAAUGGCACCAUCCUGAUGGAGACACACAAGACUGUUGGACAGCAGAUGCUGAGCUUCCCUCACCUCCUGCAGACAGUUCUGCACAUCAUUCAAGUCGUGGUCAGUUAUUUCCUCAUGCUGAUCUUCAUGACCUACAACGGGUACCUCUGCAUAGCUGUGGCAGCAGGGGCAGGGACAGGCUAUUUCUUCUUCAGCUGGAAGAAGGCAGUUGUUGUGGAUAUCACUGAGCACUGCCAUUAACACUGCCUGCCACCCAGGAGCCUCUCCACCCCACUGCUCUCUUGAAGUGCAGCCAUCACGAGGACUGGAUCAUUCCUAAGCUGAAAGAGAAACAAUACCAAGGGAAAAAAAAACAAAAAAUCAACUGGAGUUCACCACAAGUUCCAAGCUGGGGUGCAGGGAUGUGAGGAGCUGGGGAAUGCUGCUCCCCCUUGCUGUAGGCUGGCAGCAGGGCUGACUCUGGAGGGUCCCGUGGUAGCCAUUCUUGGCUAGGAUUUGCUUUAUUCUUAGAUUAUGCCAUGAUUGAAAUUAGUUGGCUGACAGAAAUGUAGAAAUUAUUCUUUUAAAAAAGAUAAAUUUAUUUUUAAAUUGUACGUGCUCAUCUCUGAGGGUUUUAUGAACAGUAGCUAAAGAUCAGAGUUGCCAGUGGAGCCUACGUGUGCAAAUGGCUAUUUUAAUUUUAAUUUUUUUUUUUCAAUAUGUUCAUAGUGCCAGGGGAGGAGAUCUCCCUGGCAUUGUGGCUUCUGGGGCCAAUGAUGCCUUCUGUUGCAGAAGGACUCAGCCUCUGAGGAAGACUUGGUGCUGCACAUCAGACACACUCAGAUGUCCUGGCAAGGGAGUACCUGAACAUAAAUAUGUGACCCGUGUGCUUCAAGGGGUCUGAAUCAGUCUGUCCUCCAAGCAUGAUGAGUGUUGUUAACCUUCUGAUGUACCCAGCAGUUUUACUCAGCUUCAAGUGACAACAUUUGGGUCUGGCUGCUUUCACAUCCCAAUCAUGGAAAUACACAGAGUGGAUGCAGGGCAGUUGUGUGUUUAGAGGGCAAAGGAUUUUACAUAAAGCAUUGAACCCACAGUUCCUUCCUGUUGAGUUGCACCUGGAUGGAUCUGGAGCUAAACUUUGGGUUUACUAAAAUUAGUUCUAUAAGUGAGGUGAGAGCUAAAUAAGGAUUUCAUGACACUAAGGGUUAAAAUAUCUCAAGAGGGCAUUCCUUGGUUGAGAGUUAGAAACUAAACCAACCAUGUUCCUGUAAAGGAGAGGUCUGGGGAAGAGAACAAAGCAAGGACAGGACUACAACAGCCUUCAGUCACUUCUCAAGAGAAAUGUGAGAGCUGAUGGGGUUGGGGUGAUGACAUUGAUUUGUAACUUGGAUGACUCCUCUUUGACUGAAUAAUGAUGCUGACCUUGCUAGUGUGGAGGUGCAGAACAGGCACACAGCUCUCUCCAGGGUGCAGAGGGGAUGAGUGGUGCUGCCUGGGAGCAGGAACCUGGGCAGAAGUCUCCCAGGGUUCUAGCAAGUGCCUUCCAGCAGCCUGAGAGAGCCCUGGGCAGCACUCAGGUAGAAACAGGAGCCCAGGCUGGGCUUUGGGGUGUGCAAGGGAAGGUCUGAAGGGCAGGUGGUUAAGGAGAGAAGAUGGAGAACUGUGUCCUCUCUGCUUCCAAACUCCCCAGCACGGGGACACGCAGCUGAGAAAGGGACCUUCCCACUCUGUGUUUCCCUGCCAGCUCUGGCCAAGCUUUUGGUUUAAUAUUGACAAUCCUGAGAUGUCACCUACCUCCCCGUGUCCCAGCCUCUCCCAGCUUCACCAGAUGCCACCAGCUGCUGUGUUGCUGGCCCAGGGUGCUGUUUGCUGUACCCAGCUCAUGGCUUCUGCUGACUGCUGUGGGUGCAGCCCCAGGCUUUCUGCUGGCUCUGUGUGAAGUUGUCCUGAUAACACUAAACUUGCAUGAAGCAGUGCUUGGAGGGAGGACUCUCUAAUGAUGAUGAGCUGAGUAAAUGGAAUUUAUCUGUCAGCACACCUGUAGCACUCUGGGUAUGUGAUGUCCUGCAUCUCUCUGUGCCCUGACACUUGGUGUCCACACCCUGUGCCUCUGGAUUACCAUCUUGGAAGAAGUGCACAAAAUAUCAGGCUGUGUUCAUCAGCUGGCUUCUUGGUUUGCUCUGAGUGCCUUUUCAGUUUGUCUGGAGCCAGUCCCACCAAAUCCAGCAGGAUUUCUAGUUUUGUUUACAGUGGACUGUAAUUUCUUGGUUUUACUCCUGCUCUUUGUGGAGGUAGCUUGUCUGAUGUUACUGUGAAUAUCAUCAAUCUCCUGUAUAUAAUUAACCAAUAAAAAUAGAUGGCAUUUUA